Messenger RNA from Nicotiana attenuata, 3316 nucleotides. Its product is annotated as potassium transporter 7-like. The record is from RefSeq and is a predicted model, not a curated record. Gene Ontology annotation, cellular component: plant-type vacuole; vacuolar membrane. Gene Ontology annotation, molecular function: potassium ion transmembrane transporter activity. The transcript has 10 exons. NCBI's taxonomy places the organism in Eukaryota, Viridiplantae, Streptophyta, Magnoliopsida, Solanales, Solanaceae. Bases 386 to 2947 code for a protein of 853 amino acids. Gene Ontology annotation, biological process: potassium ion transmembrane transport.
UGAUAGAUAUUAAAAGCAAAACAAGCGCGGGUUGUCAGAUUUUACUAAUUCACGGCGUGCACCACCACGCUUUGGCUGUUUCAAACAAAAAAGCGUUGCCACUUGCCACCCACGUAACCCCUCACUGCUCGAUCCAUUCAAAGCAAAAUACCACAGACACGCAGCUGAAAAUCAUUUUCAAAAUCUCAUCCAAAACCUUCUCUAACUUCUAGGGUUUCGAUUCAUUGCACUCUCUCAGACCAUUACGUCUAUAUUUACAUAAAUGCAUACGUAUAUAUACUCCGUCGGACGGUCGGAGGAACGUUUCACUUGCUGUUGAUUGAUUUCGAAAUGGCAUAGUUCUGAUUCACAAGCGCACUAAUCGAAGCCUGAGAGUAGUUUUGAGAUGAUGGACGAGGGUUUAGAGAGGGAAAGGGACCGGGAAACUGGCAGAUUAGCGUCUAUGGAUUCGAUUGAAUCACGCUGGGUAUUUCAGGACGAGGAUGAUUCGGAGAUUGAUAGUGUUGAUCGCGAUACUGUGGAUGGAGAUGGCGAUUCGACACCGCGAAAUGGCUUGGAAUUGGACUCUGAUGAUGAGGAUAGUGCAGAGCAGAAGCUGAUCCGUACUGGUCCUCGUAUUGAUUCGUUUGAUGUGGAAGCUCUUGAUGUUCCCGGUGCUCAAAAGAACGACUAUGAGGAUGUCUCAGUGGGUAGGACAAUCCUGUUGGUCUUUCAGACUCUUGGAGUUGUUUUUGGCGACGUGGGAACAAGUCCCUUGUAUACCUUUAGUGUGAUGUUUAGUAAGGCCCCAGUCAAUAGCAAUGAAGAUGUUCUUGGUGCAUUAUCCCUUGUUUUAUAUACCUUAAUCCUCAUUCCCUUGGUUAAGUAUGUCCUUAUUGUUCUUUGGGCCAACGAUGACGGUGAAGGUGGUACCUUUGCUUUGUACUCAUUGCUUUGUAGGCAUGCAAAGGUUAAUCUUCUCCCCAAUCAACUUCCAUCAGAUGCUCGCAUAUCAAGCUUUAGACUAAAGGUGCCAUCUGCAGAACUUGAGAGAUCUUUAAAACUAAAGGAAAGACUAGAGGCUUCAUUGACAUUGAAAAAGCUUCUUCUGAUCUUAGUUCUUGCUGGCACUUCAAUGGUGAUUGCUGAUGGUGUUGUUACACCUGCUAUGUCAGUAAUGUCUGCUGUUGGUGGCUUAAAAGUCGGAGUUUCUGGGGUUAAGCAAGAUCAAGUAGUGAUGAUCUCGGUGGCAUUUCUUAUAAUUCUCUUCAGCGUACAGAAGUAUGGGACAAGUAAAGUGGGUCUUGUUGUUGGUCCUGCUUUGUUUAUAUGGUUUUGUUCCCUGGGUGGUAUUGGUGUCUACAACCUCAUUAAGUAUGAUUCUCGUGUUUGGAGGGCAUUUAAUCCUGUUCACAUAUACUAUUAUUUCAAGCGAAACUCAACAAAGGCCUGGUACUCUCUUGGUGGUUGUCUUUUGUGUGCAACAGGUUCUGAGGCAAUGUUUGCAGAUCUUUGCUAUUUUUCAGUGAGGUCAGUUCAGCUUACAUUUAUGUUCCUUGUGUUGCCAUGCCUUCUAUUGGGAUACCUUGGUCAAGCUGCUUACCUGAUGGAGAACCAUGCCGAUACAACACAAGCUUUCUUCUCUUCUGUGCCAAGUGGAGCUUUCUGGCCUGUCUUCUUGAUUGCCAAUAUAGCUGCUUUGAUUGCCAGUAGAGCAAUGACCACAGCAACUUUUUCUUGCAUUAAACAAUCUACAGCUCUAGGCUGCUUCCCUCGCCUUAAGAUUGUUCAUACGUCUCGGAAGUUCAUGGGUCAGAUUUAUAUCCCAGUCAUGAACUGGUUUCUUCUGGCGUUGUCUUUGGUGUUGGUCUGCUCUAUCUCAAGUAUAUAUGAGAUUGGAAAUGCUUAUGCUGUAGCGGAGCUUGGGGUCAUGAUGAUGACAACAAUAUUGGUUACUAUUGUUAUGCUUCUGAUAUGGCAGAUCAACAUCUUAAUUGUGCUAAGUUUUCUCAUUAUAUUCUUGGGAUUGGAGUUAACAUUCUUCUCAUCUGUUUUAUGGAGUGUGGGAGAUGGAAGUUGGAUUAUACUUGUCUUUGCUGUAGUCUUGUUCCUGAUUAUGUACAUCUGGAAUUAUGGAAGCAAGCUGAAGUAUGAAACUGAAGUCAAGAAAAAGAUGUCUAUGGAUUUGUUGCGGGAACUGGGCCCCAACCUUGGAACUAUCAGAGCUCCUGGAAUUGGCUUGCUUUAUAAUGAACUAGCAAAGGGAAUACCAGCCAUAUUCGGACACUUUCUCACCACUCUACCUGCUGUGCAUUCCAUGAUCAUUUUUGUUUGUAUAAAAUAUGUUCCUGUUCCAGUUGUACCUCAGAAUGAAAGGUUCCUGUUCCGGCGAGUCUGCCCCAAAAACUACCACAUAUUCCGUUGUGUUGCCAGAUAUGGGUACAAGGAUGCUCGUAAAGAAAAUCACCACACUUUUGAGCAACUGCUCAUUGAAAGUCUCGAGAAGUUCAUACGUAGAGAAGCUCAGGAGCGAUCACUUGAAAGUGAUGGCGAUGGUUCGGACUCUGAAGAAGAGUAUGCCUUCUCAAGGGUUCUUGUAGCUCCAAAUGGAAGUGUUUAUUCACUAGGUGUUCCUCUCUUAGCGGAUUUUAGGGACACAGGAAAGGCAGUUAUGGAAGAAAGCACUUCAGAAGAGCUGAAACCUGGGACUUCUUCUGAGUCGUUAUUGUCUGAUGCAGAACAAUCCCUUGACAAGGAGCUCUCGUUCAUUCGCAAGGCUAAAGAAUCUGGUGUUGUCUAUCUUCUUGGUCAUGGAGAUAUUAGGGCGAGGAAGGAUUCAUGGUUCAUUAAGAAGCUUAUCAUAAAUUAUUUUUACGCUUUCUUGAGAAAGAAUAGUAGGAGGGGAAUUGCCAAUUUGAGUGUCCCACAUUCACAUUUAGUGCAAGUUGGCAUGCAAUAUAUGGUGUGAGUUGGCUUUUUCUGAAAAGGUCCAUAUGGGCUAUUUUGGCAAAAAUUUAGGUAAUCGCCUAUCGGUCAACUUGGCUGUUAUGUACAGCAUAAUCAAUGCCACACAUUUGAUCGAUGGAUGCACAGAAAUGGCCACACGCCUGUCUUGCUUAUUGCAGAGCUGAAUUUUGAUGUCCCUCGUCUUAGAAGCUUGGAAGAUUUUGCGUUUGUUAUAGUUGUACAACGGAUUCGUCACCCAAGUUUGUUGUCGGGUUGCACCCGGGACUGUAAUGAUUGCCAAGACAUGCAAAUCCAUGUAAUUGUAAUUCUUUUUUUACUAAUGCAUGAUGUUCAACCUUGUGGGUAAAUUUUAAGGUUUUUGCUUGUGGGA